UCCGACGACGCGACCGCGACCGGAGCUCAAGAAGGUAUACAGCUAGAAGGAUUGGAUCCCAAGUGGAGGGGCAGCCAUUCACAUAGGACACUGCAGACCAAGCCUUUCUGAGUGAAGAUCCCUUGGAGAAUGCAAACCUACUUCCUGCAUUCCCUUCGACUUUGAUCUGCACACCUCCAGCAAGCAUAGAGAGAUCUUGGAGGAGGCUGUCCCGAAGAUUCCUGCCAAUGCUUGUCUGAUCCUGCCUUCUAUGAAGCAUGGCCACCACAGGAUUACGGGACAAAUCAUAGACCCUGAGCCACACAGCUGCUCUGAAAGACACACUCUACAGCCUUGCUUGGCUCCAGGUGCUGCCAAGCCUUGAGACUCACUCCCAUCCCAACGAUGCCUUCAGGAACCAUGGUCACAGCUAUAUGAGACCAUUACAGAGCAGGGCUUGACCUUGCUACCCAGCAAGCCUCCUGAGUGGCCCCCAACACCUCCCAUGUCUGGCUACCAGGGCAGACUAGAACAUGUCUGUGCCCCGGAUCCAAGUGGAAGAAGUGGGUGAGAAAGACAGGCCAGCAGGGCCACCCGUACCUUCUGAUGACCACCUCCUCAGCCUGAAGGCCCUCACUGAGAAGCUGAGGCUGGAGACCCGAAGACCUUCCUAUCUGGAAUGGCAGGCCAGGCUGGAGGAGCAGACGUGGCCUUUCCCGAGGCCAGCUGCCCAGCAAGAGACAAGUCUGGAGCAGGGAGCAUGUGGGGGUGGAGAGCCUCUGAUGCCUCUGAAGGAGUCCAGAGAGCUUCUCCCACCUGCCAGGAAUGCCAGCAGGGGUGACAGGCCACUGACCACAGGCAAGCUGGAAGGCUUCCAGAGUAUCGAUGAAGCUAUAGCCUGGCUCAGGAAGGAACUGGCAGAGAUGCGGCUCCAGGACCAGCAGCUGGCCAGGCAGCUCAUGCGCCUCCGCGGAGACAUCAACAAGCUGAAGAUCGAGCAGACCUGCCGCCUGCACAGGAGGAUGCUCAAUGAUGCCGCCUUUGAGCUGGAGGAGCGGGAUGAGCUGUCGGACCUCUUCUGUGACUCCCCCCUGGCAUCCUCUUUCAGCCUUUCCACGCCACUCAAGCUCAUUGGCGUCACCAAAAUGAACAUCAACUCCAGAAGGUUCUCUCUUUGCUGA
Molecule: messenger RNA, 1160 nt
Organism: Grammomys surdaster
Lineage: Eukaryota; Metazoa; Chordata; Mammalia; Rodentia; Muridae
Gene: Fam167a
Product: family with sequence similarity 167 member A
Exons: 4
Coding region: 513-1160 (215 amino acids)
Source: RefSeq, a predicted model, not a curated record